UCUUCAGUUAAUCGGGGAUCGGGCACGGUGUGAAAUCAGCGGAGGGAAACAGACGCAGUUGCACGUACAGAGCGGAGUAAGACGGAGUUUUGUCUUAGAACUACACAAACACUGACUUUAUAUACAGUUAAACUGACACACACGAGGACACGUGAGUCUUUAAAGAUGUUGUUCAACACGAGCGACAAACUUUAGCGGCUUGUUUUUCGCUGUCGUGGGUGACGUGGGGCAGUCUGCUGGAGACGACAGACACAACAUGGAUGUCCGGGGAGCAACGGUGCGCCUGUAAGGGAGAGAGUUAAAGUCGUUUCUGGAGGAAUUUCUUCUGGUUCGCAGCAGAGGUGGAUUUUAAAGCAGUAACCACGUUAUCCGCUGUUCCUGUGAGGCGUCUGCGUGUCACUUCCAGAUGUUGAGGCUGUGGAGGAGAGACAUGCCGCUCUCAGAGAGGCUGGGAGAGGACUCUCCUCUGGCCGCAGCCCCCGGUCUCCCGCCUACGGUGGCCCCGACGGGGCCCAACAUUUCAUGGCUCCCCGAAGCCCCGCUGCUGAACACAGAGAAGCCCAUCUUCCUCAUGACUCCUGCAGCACAAGCGGUGUCUGGCUUCUUCGUGUGGACCGCACUCAUCCUCACCUGUCACCAGAUCUACAUGCAUCUCCGUUACUACAGCUCACCUCGGGAGCAGCGUCACAUUGUGAGGAUCCUCUUCAUCGUGCCCAUCUACGCCUUUGACUCCUGGCUCAGCCUCCUCUUCUUCACAAACGACCAGUACUACGUGUACUUUGACACCGUCAGGGACUGCUACGAGGCGUUUGUGAUUUACAACUUCCUCAGUCUGUGUUAUGAGUAUCUCGGAGGAGAGAGCGCCAUCAUGGCUGAGAUCAGAGGGAAACCCAUCGAGUCCAGCUGUUUGUACGGCACCUGCUGCCUGAGGGGGAAGGCCUACUCCAUCGGCUUCCUGCGGUUCUGCAAACAGGCCACGCUGCAGUUCUGCGUGGUCAAACCGCUCAUGGCCAUCAUCACCGUAGUGCUGCAGGCCUACGGCAAAUACAAGGACGGAGACUUCGAUGUUUCCAGCGGUUACUUGUACGUGACCAUCAUCUGCAACGUCUCAGUCAGCUUGUCCCUCUAUGCUCUGUUCCUCUUCUACUUUGCUGCGAGGGAGCUGCUCAGGCCAUACAGCCCCAUGCUCAAGUUCCUCAUGGUCAAGUCGGUCAUCUUUCUCUCCUUCUGGCAGGGCAUGUUGCUGGCCAUCCUGGAAAAGUGCGGCGCCAUCCCUCAGAUUAACGUGCUGGAGGUGUCCGUUGGAGAGGGAACCGUCGCCGCUGGUUACCAGAACUUCAUCAUCUGCAUCGAGAUGUUCUUUGCUGCGCUGGCUCUGCGACAUGCGUUCACGUACAGAGUCUACAUGGAAAAGAGUCUGGACUCACAAGGACCUGCUAACCCUGCGUACGGAGAGUUUGGCCGCCGCGCCCCCAUGAAGAGCAUCUCCAGCAGCCUGAAGGAGACCAUGAACCCUGGCGACAUGGUCCAGGACGCCAUCCACAACUUCUCGCCGGCCUACCAGCAGUACACGCAGCAGCCGAUGGAGCAGGGCGUGCCGCCGCCCGUCUCACGCUCCCUCAGUGUCGCCGGCGCCCGCGGCGACACAGAGAAGACCCUGCUGCUCAGCUCUGACGACGAAUUUUAACUUCUCCGAAAUCCAUGGACGGUACUUUAGUCCUCCUGUGCAGCUGGUUCUCAAAAAUACGUGACGCACUAUAUAGAGAGUUGUGAGUUUGUUUGUUUUGUUUCUUGUUUUUGAGACCAUUUUUUUUUAUGAAUGCGAGGACCUGGUUGUGUACAUA
Messenger RNA from Solea senegalensis (Senegalese sole), 1844 nucleotides. It is a transcript of the gene tmem184ba, whose product is annotated as transmembrane protein 184ba. The transcript is spliced from 9 exons. Lineage: Eukaryota; Metazoa; Chordata; Actinopteri; Pleuronectiformes; Soleidae. The record is from RefSeq and is a predicted model, not a curated record. The coding region runs from base 407 to 1687 and encodes 426 amino acids. Gene Ontology annotation, biological process: transport. Gene Ontology annotation, molecular function: transporter activity.